Cavenderia fasciculata is the source of this 5004-nucleotide messenger RNA. Its product is annotated as NF-X1-type zinc finger-containing protein. Gene Ontology annotation, molecular function: helicase activity; ATP hydrolysis activity. Gene Ontology annotation, cellular component: nuclear RNA-directed RNA polymerase complex. Lineage: Eukaryota; Evosea; Eumycetozoa; Acytosteliales; Cavenderiaceae. The transcript is spliced from 11 exons. Gene Ontology annotation, biological process: regulatory ncRNA-mediated heterochromatin formation. The record is from RefSeq and is a predicted model, not a curated record. The coding region runs from base 1 to 5004 and encodes 1667 amino acids.
AUGGAUGACCUUGACAAAGAAAUUCAGGAGCUGAUGAGAGCAAGGGAAACAAGAAAAUCAGAGACCGAUUUGAACAACAACUCUUCAGUCUUUUUUAGAGCUACCUCUGGUACUGUCUCUACUAGUUCACAUACCUCUUCUGGUGAUACUCAUAGUUACAAUCGUCCAUCUCAAUCAUCAUUAUUUGAUCGAAAUAACCGUGGUGGUCAUAUCAAUAGCCGUGGUGGUCAUACCAAUAACCGUGGUGGCCAUAUCAAUAAUACCCGUGGUGGUCAUACCAAUAAUCGUGGCGGCUUUAACAAUAAUCGUUACAAUAACAACCAACCCCGUCAUGAUAGUUCAUCAUCAUCAACAACAACACCUACUACUACUACUACAACAAAGAAUGAAGAUCGUAAAUCAAAACCAUCAAAAGAAAUAGAUGAAGCAGCAAUAUUUGAUAGAUUCUUUUCGAAAGAUCGUCAGAACAGUAGUUCAACAUCAACCUCCUCCUCCUCCUCUUCUUCUUCUUCAUCUUCUUCCUCGACAUCAUCGUUGGGUGAAAAAACUCCUUACCAAAGAAGUUACAACAGACAACCAUUUACAUCUAAAGAUGGUACUCACACCUCCUCGUCGGGUUAUGUAAAGAAGGAUUAUGAACCAUUUUCUAGUCAAGAGGGCAUUAGAAUAUACCUAAGAAAGCGACUAUAUGAAUUUGAAAGUGAUGAUCCAGAGUCAAGAAAGAGUCAACGUGACAUCACUGACGUGCUUGCAACGAACCAAAGAAAACAGCUAGAAGAUAUUCUUGGUCAAACAGGGCUAUCCGAUGAGACCAUGGCCCUCAUAAUGAAGUUCUUUGCUGCUGAGCCAAUUAGAGCGAGUAUCAUCCAACAAAGAACCAAUGAGCUAUACCAAAUGCUACUCAACUCAAAUGUAAUGGGACAUCAUUCAAAUAUGGACAACUAUUUGGACCAUGCUUUCAAAGCAAACACUCCACCAGAACGUAUCUUGGAUGUAGCAACGGUGUUCCACCAAAUAUCUAGCCGUUUUCAAGGAGGUUGUAACAAGAUUCCUUUUGAACCAUUUAAAAAGGUUGUGAUGCUUUAUUAUUCAAAAUCAAGCAAUUUAAUUGAUUGUAUCAGAAUGAUAGAGCUAAAGAAAUUAGCAAUUAUUGAUAGUAAAAUAUAUAAAGAUCUUCCAAUCAAUUAUCAAGAAUUACCAAUCAUUCCAACUGUUGAAGAAUUACAUGGUCCUUUUCCAGGUCUAAGUGGAUUAAUGGUUGGUGUAUACUAUUCAAAGGAACACUAUAUUGACACGCAAUUCAAGUUGUUGAGAGAAGACCUUGUACAUCCUCUGCGAGAGUCCAUCCAAACUUAUCUUGCUGGAAAUUAUUGUAAAAAUAUCUAUGAAGAUGUUGAAUUUGUUGCAAAUACAUCAUGCUUUCAAUCAUUAUCUUUUUCAGUUAAAUUUCGUGUAGAUAAACGUAUAAAAUGGAAAAAGACAUCAAAAUUAUUGCAUGGUAAUUUGGUAGGUUUGACAAAUGAUGACUUUGAAACAAUCUAUUGGGCAACGGUGACUACUCGUCCAUCUGAUGGAGACCUAGCACAAAUUGAUAUUUCAUUUUUAGAUGAUGAAAACACCAAGAAUAUUGGAAUGUUUUAUUUAUCGUCAUGGACAAUGGUAGAAUCUCCAUCGUAUUUUGAACAACACAGAAAUAUUCUGACAUCGUUAAAGAAUAUCGACAAGGUUCCAUUCCAAGAUUACUUGGUUUCUUGUAACUUGCAAAAUAUGAAGCCACCAAACUACAUUCUUGAAGACUCGCAGUUUGACUUUAGUGAGACAUUUUACGAGGACAUCAAGGAUCCAGAAUACUCUAAAAGGAGCUACAAAAAUGUCGAUGUAUUGGUCGAAAGCAGCAUUCCCAAGCAACUCGGUACAUUGGAUGAUUCCCAAAAAGAAGCUUUUUUACAUAGUCUAAGAAAUGAAUUAGCUUUAAUUCAAGGUCCUCCUGGUACUGGUAAAUCUUAUCUUGGUUUAAAACUAUUUGAAAAUAUAUUGAAAAAGCAAUCACAUCCAAUUCUUGUUAUCUGCUUUUCAAAUCAUGCAUUGGACCAAUUUAUCAAUAAUGUUGCUAAAACUACUCAAAACAUUGUGAGAAUAGGAAGCCAGUCUAGAGACCCAGGUAUGGAACAGUUCAGUCUUGCAAAAAAAGUUCGCCGAUCACAUGACCAUUGGCAUAUGAUAGAUGAAAGAAAGGCAACGAUAAAAUCACUGAACCUGAUAUUAAGAGAAUUAUCAACAGGGGCAGUGCCAAUUGCAUUCCUAACCGAGGGAGGUGGAUUGACAGCCCAGCAAAAGAAAAUCUUCCAAAAAAAGAAAAAGAAAUACAACUCUUUUAAAAAAUGGCUCAAACCUUUGGGAUUGGAAAUUGAGAAUCAUUUUGUCAAGAAAAAAGGCAUUACUAUUCAAACUAGUCAUUCUGAACCGGUUCCCAAUGAAGUGGAGGAGGAGGAGGAGGAGGAGGAUGACGACGAUGGAGAAGAUGAAGACGAUGUAAUAGACCAAAUGAAUGCAAGAUUUAUAAACAUCGAUGGAUUGGAUCGACUAUCGGAAAAGGAAGUGACUCCAACCGACCUGACAGUGACAUUCCAAGCCAUGUCUCAAAACUCGGCCAGUUUUGAAGUGGACAAUCUAUUUGAUCUCGAUCCUAGCAACCGAGCUCUCUAUUGGAGUCAUAUCCAAAAAAAGUAUCUCGAGUCUUUAUUAGAGAUCUAUGGAAAUUUAGUGGAGCGACACAAAGUAGAAACAGAAAACAUUAAAAACUAUGAACACCAAUCCUAUGUAACCGAGUUGUGUAAAACUGAAGUUAUUGGCGUGACAACAACUGGAGCUUCAAGACUCAAGGAUGUACUAUCAAAAUUAAAAUCAAAAGUGGUUAUCAUUGAAGAAGCAGCCGAAGUAAUGGAAAGUCAUAUUCUUUCUGUAGUUCCACCCUCUGCAGAACAUUUGAUUAUGAUUGGAGAUCACUUUCAACUUCGUCCAUCAUCAUCUGUUUAUCAACUCAACAAACAUAACAUUGAUGUUUCGCUCUUUGAAAGAAUUACAAAGUUACCAGGAUCAACUUUUAAAACACUAAACACUCAACGUCGUAUGGCUCCCAAUAUUUCUUGCUUUAUCAAAUCAAUCUAUCCUAAACUUCAAAACCAUCAAGAUGUCGUGACAAGAUCGAUCGAGAGCAAGGAUAAAAUCAGAGGUUUACAAAGCAACGUUCAUUUUAUUGAUCACCGUCAUUCCGAACAAUUAAAUGACAAUACUAAAUCAUCCAAGGUCAACUUAUUUGAAAUGGACUUUGUGGUGGAAUUGGCAAAAUAUCUGAUCAACCAAGGUUAUGAUAGCUCAGAUAUUAUUAUCCUCACACCCUACACUGGACAACUUCUCAAAAUCAAGAGUAAAAUUUCAAACCUCAUAAACUUUUACCCCAAGAUGAAAGGGUUGGCGUCGAGAACCGUAGAUCAGUACCAGGGUGAAGAGAAGAACAUUGUCAUUGUCAGUCUUGUCAGAUCAAACAAUGAAAAAGCUGGUGGGUUUAUUAGCAUCCAGAAUCGUAUAAAUGUGACAUUGUCAAGAGCUAAACUGGCAAUGUAUAUAAUUGGAAAUGGUGAACUCUUAAAGAGUGCUCAUCCAUUAUGGGAAGAGGUUGCCGAAAUUUUAACUGACCGUGGUUGCUAUACCUCUUAUUUACCAAUUGUUUGUGAGAAUCAUCCCAAAACUAUCAACAAAAUUACAACAGCAAAUGACUUUAAUCAAUGUUCUCCCAAUGGUGGAUGUUAUCUUCAAUGUGAAGAUAGAUUGUUGUGUGGACAUCAAUGCCAUUAUAAAUGUCAUUCGUUUGAUAGAGAACACAAACACAUCAAAUGCACAAAACCAUGUGAGUUGGAUAAUUUGUGUGGUCAUAGAUGUACUGGUAUUUGUUCGGCUGAUUGCCCAAAGUGCCCUGUAAAGGUCCAAAAGAAGCUCGGCUGUGGACACACCAUCACAGACAAAUGUUCAACCACAGACAGUAUUUGCAUUGAAAAGUGUGAAAAGAUACACUCUGGUUGUGAACACAAGUGUGGAAAACUAUGCAAAGAUAGAUGUGGAGAAUGUGAAACAAUUGUCAACCGUCGUUUGAGUUGUGGUCAUGUCAGAUCACUUGCAUGCCACCAAUCGUUAAUUGGUUUAAAAUGUAAUGAAAAGGUCAAAACUACACUAAUAUGUGGUCAUUCAACAAUGGUUAGAUGUUUUAUUGAAGACAAGGCUGGAGAGCCAUGCUCGUCAAAGUGCCAAUCAAUCAUGACCUGUGGUCAUCCAUGCACCAACAAAUGCUCAGAGCCUUGUCAAGACUCUACCAAAUGCACGGCUCCAAAGACAGUCAAACAUGAAUGUGGUCACGAGAUUAUUAUCAAUUGUAAUGAUACCAAGGAGAAAACGUGCAAGUUGGUUAUAUCCAAAACAGCAUUGUGUGGCCACACGAUCAAAGAUGUUUGUACUGCACCACUUCCAAAUCCCAUGUUGUGUGGAGAGAAAUGCUUGCAUUUACUCCCAUGUUCGCAUCCAUGUCCUGGAAAAUGCAGUGAAGAGUGUGACCCUACUUUAUGUACAUUUGUGUUCAUUAAAACAAGACCAUGUGGACAUCAAGUCAAGGAACGUUGUUCAACCCAAUCAUUAUGCUACAAACACUGCAAGAGUGUCCUGGCAUGUGGACAUCCAUGUCAACUACCAUGUACUCCUCACCAAUCAAAUGUAGCAGGUGAACAAAUUCAUAAUACCGAUUGUCAAUUUUGCAAGAAUAACACUGAGCCAUUCCCAAUGAUGGAAACUAUUGAGGUUGAAUACAUUGAAGGUCCAAAACCAACUGCACCAACCGCCAAAAAACAAAUCAAUAAUAGACAUCGCAAUAAUAAUAAUAAUAAGAAUCAAAAUCAAAAUAAUAAUAAUAAUAAUAAUAAUAAUAAUAAUAAGUAUCAAAAUAAGAAAAAAAAAUAG